UGUCUAUAUUGCAGUGAGCGGGGGUUCUUUUGCCAAUCUUUGCUCGGAGUUUCUCGGAUAUCAGCAGCAAGUAAUUUGGGCAAAUCAUGUCUGGAUACUUGAAGGUCCUCCGCUCGCUCUCUAGAUCCGCGGCCACUCUCUCCAAAACCCCCGCCGUGCUCGCGGCAGCUGCAACCUGCCAGAGUUUGCAACAAAGGAACUGUGAGUUUUGAGCAAAAUAGAGGCCCUUUGACAUAGUUACAUGAUAGUUUACAGAAUCAUACAGAAAGUGCUUUUAUACUGCACACCGCAAAGCCGGGUAAACUAACGUUAGCCUAUCCAGUUUAGCUUUCUCGCCGUUACUUUAGCUAGCUGUCUCUUGCGCCCAAUUUGGCCAGUUUGAGAUGUUGGUUUAUUUUGGUUGAUGGAUGGGGACAAACGUAUCCAGGUGUCCCAGCCUGUGGUGGAGAUGGACGGAGAUGAGAUGACCAGGAUCAUCUGGGAGUUCAUCAAAGAGAAGCUCAUCCUCUCCAAUGUGGAUGUGGAGCUGAAGUACUACGACCUGGGUCUGCCAUACCGUGAUCAGACUGAUGACCAGGUCACCAUCGACUCUGCCAUCGCCACCCAGAAGUACAAUGUCGCUGUUAAAUGUGCCACAAUCACUCCCGAUGAACAAAGAGUAGAAGAGUUCAAGCUGAAGAAGAUGUGGAAGAGCCCCAACGGAACCAUCAGGAACAUCCUGGGUGGCACAGUCUUCCGUGAGCCAAUCAUCUGCAAGAACAUUCCCAGGCUUGUUCCAGGUUGGACACAACCAAUCACCAUUGGCAGACAUGCUUUUGGUGACCAGUACAGAGCAACAGACUUUGUUAUCAGCCAGCCAGGCACAUUCAAGAUGGUCUUCUCCCCUACUGAUGGGAGCAAAGGCCAGGAGUGGGAGGUCUACAAGUUUCCUGGAGGUGGCUGUGGAAUGGGCAUGUACAACACAGAUGAGUCUAUUUCUGGCUUUGCACACAGCUGCUUUCAGUACGCCAUUGGCAAGAAGUGGCCCCUCUACCUGAGUACCAAGAACACCAUUCUCAAAGCCUAUGACGGUAGAUUCAAGGACAUCUUUGAGGAAAUCUACCAGGCGAAUUACAAGCCAGAGUUUGACAAGCUGAAGAUCUGGUACGAGCACAGGCUCAUUGAUGACAUGGUUGCCCAGGUGUUGAAGUCCGAUGGUGCCUUUGUGUGGGCCUGCAAGAACUACGAUGGAGACGUACAGUCUGACAUCCUAGCUCAGGGUUUCGGCUCUCUGGGUCUGAUGACGUCAGUGCUGGUGUGUCCGGAUGGCAAGACCAUUGAGGCAGAGGCAGCCCACGGUACAGUGACCAGGCACUACCGCGAGCACCAGAAGGGAAACCCAACCAGCACCAACCCCAUUGCCAGCAUCUUUGCUUGGACCAGAGGGCUUGAGCAUCGGGGUAAACUUGAUGGCAACCCUGACCUGAUCAAGUUCGCCCUGACUCUGGAGAGGGUGUGUGUGGAGACAGUUGAGAGUGGUGUUAUGACUAAGGACCUCGCCGGCUGCAUUCACGGCCUUUCCAAAUGCAAGCUGAAUGAGCACUACGUCAACACUGAGGACUUCCUGGACACCAUCAAGAACAACCUGGACAAAGCCCUGGGCAAGUGAAGGACUGAAGAGUGCAGCUAGCCUGCAAGUGACAUUGUCCUGUUUUUGUACCUCAUUUUUAACUUAGGUCAAGAUAACCACAUGCAUAUUGUCUGAAGUAAUAUGUAGAGCAUAAUGUAGUGUGUCAGAUUAGGGGAUUCUACUGUUGUGAGAUCUGUUCCAUCUAGCACUCCUAUGCCUAUGUUUCCAGGGUUCUAUUUUUGUAAUUAAAUACUGUAUUCCGAUACUGUAUUAUGCCUUUGAAGAAACAUGAAGGCCGUGUCAAGAAUAUUUGCUUAUCCUUGUUUGAUCUUAUACUUGUGUUCUGCCUUAUUUUAAUAUUAUGAUAAAAGGAGCACACUGAUUUUAAAGGUAAAUAAAUUUAUUAUUUUACAGUUGUCUGGUACACAUUUUACAGUUCUAGCAACAGGAUAUUUCCACAACAACGUGUAACACAGAAAGCCAUUCAAGUUUCAGAUCCCCCCCCCCCCCUUGUUUCAUCACUAAAGCCAGAUGAUUUUUUUCUCCAUAAAUUUGCAUUGUUUAUUAAAUGCAAUAUAUCAACAUUGUGUAUGGAUACCUAGUUUGCAGGUGAUAUGUCUGUAAAGCUAAGCAGGGAAACGGAUUAUAGUGAAUUUCCCACAUUUUCUGCUGGGUCUGUGGCCCUGUCUCAUGUUGGGAGGUUGUCGUUCAUCACUUUAGACCAGUGUGCAGCAUGAUGGAUAGCACACUCCUGUAGACCCACAAGGGCACUUAAUAUUUCUGUCAAGUUUUAGGACAGUUCCUGUUGAGACUCGCCAUGAAAACCGCAUUUGCUGUUGAGAAACGUAAUAUGUCCCAUAAAGGCUUGCAUGGGGCAUAAAUUGUGAAGUGUCCUGAAAAUUAAACUGCACUAGUGUCUUCACCAUGGUAAUCUUUUCUAAAAAUCAACUGCGUGGAGGACAAAGCCCAACAUUUUACUACAUGAAGUCUGCUAUUGGGCAAUGUGAAAUCAAGCUCUACAAAGCAGAGAAAGGGUGCCACUAGACUGCUAUUGCCUUAAGCAGCAGGGUUUGGCAAUAUGGCCCAGAAUUGGUCAUAUUCUUUGGUAAAUGGUGGCUACAUCUGAAGGGCAAUGGCGAAAAUGGAGUGCCAAAAGCAAAAUAAACUAAGAUGUGGGCUGCGUCAAUACAAUUAUUUGACCGGGGUCAAGUGACAAAUACCGAAACUUAAAAUCAAGCUGGUCACAUGGGGCUAUAAAGUGAUUGUGUAAUAUUAGUAUAUUUUGACAAUGGGAUUUAUUUCUGCAUAUUGCAAAAUAUGACAGAAUAUGAAACAAUCCUAUGUAAUCUAAACAGGUUUAGCAACCUAGAACUGUAGUUGAAACUACUCACAGUAUAAAUGUUAAACCGAGAAGUAAAUAAAUGGUUGGUUCACCAAACAUGAGAACUGCUUGAACGGUAUCAGCUUUGGUAAGUGACAUGAGCAGAGGACACAUUUAUUUGACUGGCCUGUAUGCAUUUCUAUACAUGUUAAUAAAAGCAAUAAUACUCA
Messenger RNA from Coregonus clupeaformis (lake whitefish), 3160 nucleotides. RefSeq names its product isocitrate dehydrogenase [NADP], mitochondrial. Gene Ontology annotation, molecular function: isocitrate dehydrogenase (NADP+) activity; NAD binding; magnesium ion binding. The coding region runs from base 404 to 1648 and encodes 414 amino acids. The transcript has 11 exons. Gene Ontology annotation, cellular component: mitochondrion. Gene Ontology annotation, biological process: isocitrate metabolic process. Lineage: Eukaryota; Metazoa; Chordata; Actinopteri; Salmoniformes; Salmonidae. The record is from RefSeq and is a predicted model, not a curated record.